Molecule: messenger RNA, 1953 nt
Organism: Alnus glutinosa
Lineage: Eukaryota; Viridiplantae; Streptophyta; Magnoliopsida; Fagales; Betulaceae
Product: L-gulonolactone oxidase 3
Exons: 3
Coding region: 67-1854 (595 amino acids)
Cellular component (GO): membrane
Molecular function (GO): FAD binding; D-arabinono-1,4-lactone oxidase activity
Source: RefSeq, a predicted model, not a curated record
GAAAGCAUUGCCUUUAUAUUCAACAAAAAGCCUCCAUUACAAUCAACAUAGUAGGUAGAGUGAUCGAUGAGAGAAAUAAAGCAGAGAGUCAGAGACCCUUUGUUGCUCCUUGGUGCUCUGCACCUGCUAACCAUCAUCUGUGGCAUGCCACCUCCACUCCCGGUUCAAUGCAACCAUAUUGGCUGCACCCUCUACAACUCCUACGGUGCGUGGGGAGACCGAAAGGAGUGCCAUGUCCCAAAUGUCACAUAUCCAGCUACAGAAGAAGAGCUCCGCUUGGCCGUGGCCUAUGCCAAUCGGAAUAAACUCAAGGUGAGAGUUGUGAGCCAAUUUUCACAUACCAUACCAAAACUGGCCUGCCCCACAUCAAUUUCCGAAAACGCCUUCCUAAUAAGUAGCGCAAAAUACAAUUCUGGCAUCCAAGUUGACACGGAGAAUUUAGCUGUCACGGUUGAUGCUGGAGUGGGAUUACGUGAGCUGAUUGAUAAAGUGGAAGAAGCCGGGUUGAGUUUAGUGGCUGCGCCCUAUUGGGAGGGUGUGAGUGUUGCAGGACUUAUUAGCACUGGGGCGCAUGGGAGCUCGUGGUGGGGAAAGGGAGGGGCUGUUCAUGAUCAUGUUAUUGGCCUCACUCUUGUUGUUCCGGCUACACCAUCCCAAGGAUAUGCCAAAGUCAUCACAUUAGAAAGACAGGACACACUCUUGAAUGCUGCUAAACUAUCGUUGGGAUUGUUGGGUGUCAUCUCAAAGGUAAAGUUGUCAUUAGAAAGAGGAUUCAAAAGAAGCAUAACCUAUAAUUUCACGAGCGAUGCUCAAUUUGAAGAUGAAUUCAUGGAGCACGCCAAGAAACACGAAUUCGCAGAUAUAACUUGGUAUCCAUCAAAGCGUAGAGCUGUGUACAGAUACGAUGACAGAGUUCCCUUAAACGUCUCUGGAAAUGGGGUUUACGACUUUAUCGGCUUCCAGCCCACUUCAAUGGUGAUCUCCAAAUCAAUCAGAGCAACAGAGAAGAUAAUGGAGAAUACACGGGAUGUGAAAGGAAAAUGCAUACUCGCAGCUACUAGUGUGGGGUCCAAGGAAUUAGUCGGCAAUGGAUUGAAGAACGGCGGCCUAGUAUUCACCGGCUAUCCAGUAGUGGGUCGUCAGGGCAAAAUCCAGAGCUCGGGUUCAUGUUUGUAUUCACCAAGCAUCGAUAUCACAACCACAUGCGCUUGGGAUCCAAGAAUUGACGGCCUCUUCUUCUACGAGACAACGGCGAUGUUCCCGGCUCCAAAGUUUGGAGACUUCAUCCGUGAUGUGAAGAGAUUGAGAGACGUAAUAAACGGGGAGAAUAUGUGCGGGGUUGAUAUCUACAAUGGGUUUCUUAUACGUUUCAUCAAGGCCUCUGGGGCGUAUCUUGGUCAAUCCGAGGACUCCGUAGUGGUGGAUUUCAACUAUUAUCGUGCCAAGGAGGCUACAACUCCAAGACUGAACCAACACGUAUGGGAAGAAGUGGAGCAAAUGGCAUUCUUUAAGCAUGGGGCUAAGCCGCAUUGGGCCAAGAAUAGGAACCUUGCAUUCUUAGGUGUUCAGCGCAAGUAUCCUAAUUUUAACAAGUUUAUUGCUGCCAAAAAACAAUUGGACCCUCAAAACAUGUUCUGGAGUGAAUGGUCGGAUGAGAUUGUGUUUGGGCAGGUAGGCGCAAAAGUUGAGGGGUGUGCCUUGGAGGGACAAUGCAUAUGUUCCCAAGACCGACAUUGCAGCCCGGGCAAAGGAUAUUUCUGCCAACAAGGCCUUGUUUAUAAGGAAGCUAGAGUUUGUAGGUAUUCACCACCACUAUCCUCCUCACAUACCACUACUUCUACUACUACUGCUUGAUAUAUAUAUAUUCCCAAAAACCAGAAUGAUCGAUGUACCUCACAUGUCACCAAAAUUGAUAUUUUAAUUUCAGUUAACAAAGUGUUUAUCUAGAGGAAA